This is a messenger RNA of Trichoderma atroviride IMI 206040, 1241 nucleotides long. Lineage: Eukaryota; Fungi; Ascomycota; Sordariomycetes; Hypocreales; Hypocreaceae. The record is from RefSeq and is a predicted model, not a curated record.
AAAAGUAGAAAACACACUUUGCCGAUAGUACUCGAGCAAUCCUCUUUUUUCACAAACAGAUAUUUCCAUCUAUUUCCCAAUUCUUUUCCCACAUCAAAUCCAUCACAAUGGGCAACGGCGCCAAAGCUCAGCAGAAGCGUGAACGCAACGCAAAGGACAAAGGAGUUGCCAAGUCUCAGCUCAAAGUCAACCAGCAGGCCAUGGACAUCCAGUGCCAGAUCUGCAAGUCGACAUUCCUGAAAACCACAAAGGCUCCUGCUCUUCUGGAACACGCCCAAAACAAGCACACCAAGGGCCUGGCCGACUGCUUCCCCACGUUCGCCGCAUCAUAAACGAGCGAUAGUUGAUUUAAAAUUCGGGGGGAAACUAGAAAGUUGUUGGAGCCGCUGACAUGGCGAAGGGAGUUUGGUCUGGGAGUAGAGCAUUAUAGCACGGGUAUUGAUUUCACAAAAAGAAAAGAAGAAGCACAAUGAGACACAUCAUAGCACAGGCUGAUAAGCAUGUGGCAUCCCUUAUUUAUGAAGCGCCUUCUUCCUUUCUGCGUAUUUAUCGGGUUGCAGGUUCUUACAUUCCCCAUCACCCAUCUCAGUCCGUUUCAAGGUUUAAACAAACGAGCCACGAAUUACAAACUACGAAUCACGAUUCACGAACCAGCCAGCAUCUGUAUCAAGCGAGGGUAGUAUUUCUUGCAUUUGCAGGCUCUAUAUAUCAGGCGUCGAUAGCCUCAAAGGAGUAUGUAUCAAACAACAUUCAUGAUAUUCCAUCUUCACAUGGAACCCUCUGAUGUAUUCAUCCUUGCGAAAUAAAAACAAGAAAACUCUGUAAAGAAAAGAGAAGAAAAAAAAUUGAGAAAAGAAAAGAAGGAAAUAUGCCAGGCAGUUUUAUUCCGGAUGGGAGAAAGGAGAUAGAGAAAGGAGAAAGAAGGGGAAGAUCAAAGGCGAAUUCCAAAUGCUUGAACCUCCUCGGCACACUGUUUGUGGGCCUCUGUUUUUCUUUUUUUGCAAACGUUCAGAUAAAGAUGUUGGAACCGCGGUGUGGUGUUUUGGGUAAUAAUAGAUAUGGUCGCUUCCCACACCAGCUUAUUUUUUAGACCCCCCACACCAUCCAUUGAGCUUUCCGGUGGUAUCAUACAAAAUUUGCAAGAAAUAAAUCGAGAGAUGAAGAGAGAAAGAAUCGACUAGUAUUAAAAAUGAAAUGCUGCACAUAGCAUCGUGUCUCUGAUUAUAACGGCGAGUGGUAUC